UCCCACCAGGCGGAGUUCACAUGUGUUGAUAAUUCAUGGUGGACACACGUUUGGCACCGAGUGUUUAACAUAUCUGCAACCUUUUGAGAGCCACAAUGAAAGAAACACCGUUGUCAAAUUGUGAGCGACAGUUCCUUUUGAAAGCUAUUGAGGAGAAGAAGCGCCUGGAUGGAAGACAGACUUAUGACUAUAGAACUAUAAAGAUAUCCUUCGGCACUGACUAUGGAUGUUGCUUUGUUGAUCUUGGGAAGACGAGAGUUAUGACGCAAGUCUCAUGUGAGCUCGUCGUCCCGAAAGACAACCGACCAUCGGACGGAAUAAUGUUUUUCAAUGUAGAGUUAUCACCUAUGGCGUCGCCUGGUUUUGAAGUUGGCAGGCAGUCCGAACUGCUGGUGAAGUUGAACAGACAACUGGAGAGAUGUCUGAGGAACUCUAAAUGCUUUGAUACAGAGUCUUUAUGUGUGGUGUCUGGUGAGAAGGUGUGGCAGAUAAGGGUUGAUGUUCAUGUCCUGAACCACGACGGCAACCUGAUGGAUGCGGCUAGCGUGGCCGCCAUCACUGCUCUUUCCCACUUCAGACGGCCUGACGUUGGUAUCCAUGGAGAGGAGGUCACCGUGUACGGUUCAGAGGAGAGAGACCCCAUCCCUCUCAGCAUCUACCACAUGCCAAUCUGCGUUAGCUUCUCUUUCUUCCAACAAGGGACCUACCUGUUGGUGGACCCGUGUGAGAGGGAGGAGCGUGUGAUGGAUGGCCUGCUGAUGAUCGCUAUGAACAAGCACAGAGAGAUCUGUUCCAUCCAGUCCAGUGGGGGCAUCAUGCUGCUCAAAGAACAGGUGCUGAGGUGCAGCAAGAUCGCCAGUGUUAAAGUUACAGAAAUCACAGAGCUCAUUCACAAAGCCCUGGAGAACGACAAGAAAGCCAGGAAAGAAGGCGGUAGGUGUGGCUUCGCAGAGUCUAUGCCACGAGAGCGAAUCACCGUGCUGAAAAAGCAGGAGACGCCGGUGGAAACGAUGGACAUCAAAGAGAAAGCCAAAGAGAUCAUCCACAGAGCAGAGCCCCCAUCCCAAUUGGUGUCGUCUCCUGUGCUGCCGGCUCCAGGCACAGGCCAGGUGGGCGAAGGGCUCCAGAACAGCUGGGGUCUGGAGGAAGACGAGGAGGAUGAUGAAGAUGAGGGCGAUGUAGUGAUGUUGGAAAAGCGUGGGAGGAGAGUGGAUGUUGUGGUCAUAUCGGACAGUGAGGAGGAGGAAGUGGUCAUGCUUAACCAGGAAACAUCAGAGCCGGCUCCCAAAUAAGAUUAAAGGGUCUGCCAUGAAGAAAACAACAAGGUCCGUGCAGUGAGACACCAGCCCAGAUCCCUCUCGACACCUCCUCAGUCUGACAGAUUAUCUACAUUUGUAAAAUGGGCUAUAAAAUAUAUUACUCAUUAUUAUUAUUAAAAGCAACAUUUUCCAAUGUCUCUCAGUUUCGAUUUACUUAGGGAGAUUUAUCAAGUUGUAUGUGUGUAUUAAGAGUGUCAAUGUAAUGCAUCACUUAGCAUUAAUUAGAAUUUUGCAGUGGUCAGACAGUAUUGUAGCAUUAUGACAUGGCCCAAAGGCAACUAUUUAUUUCAACAUUAGUAAACCAGUAUGUACGGUAUGCAGCUCAACACAUUGUUUUUCGGAAGAACUUCCAUGGCCACUAGGUGGCUGUUUGUGUGCUAUACACACUGACUGUUCAAGAAGUUAGUUGACAGGAUAGAUAUUUGCGUCGUCUUGUCACAGAAGCAAGAUACAAUGAAAUCCAUAAAUGUUUCAUUUAAAUACACUUUGCAGCAGGAAGGAACCUAGUCUACCGUACACAGACAACAAUCCUUUAUAUUAUCACACUUAUAACAACAAACAUGUUAACCUACAUGUAUGACACACCAACCACUACUGGGAUGAUAUGUGUCUGCAAAAAAGCAAGGCACAAAUUGAAGGCAGUUUAAACUAAUACACAUUUCAAUAACAUGAAAGACUUGUGUAACUCACUUGGGUAUACAUGGCAUAAGUAUUUUGAUAAAACACUUUUCGCAUCAAAGCUAAAUACUGUAAAAUAAUACUAGCCAUAUUAUUAUUACGAGCCAAAAUUGUACCAAAUAAACACAACAUGCAAAGAACCUAACAUCCACUCUGAUUAUAUAGACAGAGAUAA
Molecule: messenger RNA, 2172 nt
Organism: Osmerus eperlanus (European smelt)
Lineage: Eukaryota; Metazoa; Chordata; Actinopteri; Osmeriformes; Osmeridae
Gene: exosc9
Product: exosome component 9
Exons: 12
Coding region: 96-1292 (398 amino acids)
Biological process (GO): U4 snRNA 3'-end processing; nuclear polyadenylation-dependent mRNA catabolic process; U1 snRNA 3'-end processing
Cellular component (GO): nuclear exosome (RNase complex); cytoplasmic exosome (RNase complex)
Molecular function (GO): mRNA 3'-UTR AU-rich region binding
Source: RefSeq, a predicted model, not a curated record